AUGGCCUCUGCUAGCGAAGACCCUCGCACUCCAAUGGAUGUUGACACUAACGGCGUCAAUGGCAAACAAGAACGUAGCCCCACGCCACCUCCCCAUCGUUCGAACGGCAACACCGCCGAGGCCGAUAACUUCAAGCUGGCCGGUAACAAGUUUUUUAAAGAUGGCAACUACACGCGCGCUAUUGAGGAGUUCACCAAGGCCCUCGAGAUCAGCCCUAACUCGUCCGUCUACUUGUCCAACCGCGCGGCCGCCUACAUGGCCGCUAACCAGUACUUAGCCGCUCUGGAGGACUGUGAGCGCGCCCGCGAGCUCGACCCCACCAAUACCAAGCUCAUGUACCGUCACGCCCGCAUCCUGGUCAGCUUGGGUCGCCCCACUGAGGCUCUCGACGUGCUCUCCCGCGUUGAGCCCCCCGCGUCCGCUACCGACAAGGCCCCCGCCGAGAAGAUGCUCCGUUUUGUGAAGCAGGCUGAGGAGGCGUUGGCUGAGGACCGUGGCGUGUCGAUGGUGUUGUUCUGUUUGGACCAGGCGCGCCAGAUGCUGGGACAGGGCGUCAAGGAGCCCCGCAAGUGGACGUUGAUGACGGCAGAGGCGCACUUGCGCAUGAGUAACGAUAAUUCGUUCGGCAAGGCUCAGGAUAUUGCCAUUGGCAUGCUGCGUGACAACAGCCAGGAUCCGGAUGCGAUGCUGAUCCGCGCUCGCGCCUUCUACGGCAUGGGUGACACCGACCAAGCGCUGAAGCUGCUCAAGAUGUGCCUGGGUUUGGACCCGGACAUGAAGUCGGCCAUCAAGAUGCUGCGCACGGUACAGAAGCUCACGCGCACCAAGGAAGAGGGUAACACGGCCUUCAAGGCCAAGGACUACCGCAAGGCCAUUGAGCUGUGGUCCGAGGCCGUCCAGGUCGAUCCCAAGAACAAGGACCAGAACGCCAAGAUCCUGCAGAACCGCGCCCAGGCAUACAUCAACCUGAAGGAAUACGACAACGCGAUCAAUGACUGCACGGAGGCCCUCCGGUUGGACCCCAGCUACGUUAAGGCACAGAAGGUCCGUGCCAAGGCUCACGGUAGCGCGGGCAACUGGGAAGAGGCGGUGCGCGAUUACAAGGCCGUUGCGGAGACGAACCCGAUGGAGAAGGGCAUCCAGGAGGAGAUUCGUCGGGCUGAGUUUGAGCUGAAGAAGGCGCAGCGCAAGGAUUACUACAAGAUCCUCGGGGUGUCCAAGGACGCUUCCGAGCAGGAGAUCAAGAAGGCAUACCGCAAGAUGGCCAUUCAAUACCACCCCGACAAGAACCGCGAUGAUCCUUCGGGUGAGGAGAAGUUUAAGGAGAUUGGCGAGGCUUACGAGACUCUGAUUGAUCCUCAGAAGCGCGCCUCUUACGACAACGGCGACGACCUCAUGGACCCGGCCGAUAUGUUCGGUCGCGGCGGCAUGGGAGGUAUGCACGGCUUCGGCGGUAUGGGCGGCAUGGGAGGCAUGGGCGGUAUGGGUGGUAUGGGCGGCAUGGGUGGCACCCAUAUCAACAUCGACCCCAGUGUGCUCUUCAACAUGAUGAACGGCGGCGGUGGCUUUGCUCAAGCCGGUGGCCAGCGCGGUGGUGGAGGAUUCCCUGGCGGAUUCUCCUUCUAAGCGUGGCUGGUUGGUCUCUUGAGUAAUUAACUAAGCCCUUGCCUCAUUCAACGACCACCAGAUGUGCAUUACACAAAAAGUCCGUCUACCAUGUCUGCCAUAUUACGAUGCAUCACAGAUAAACCGGGAUGGGUACAUUUCUUCGCGCUUGUGUUCUUUUGGCAUCUCGUUCAUACCACCAUGCAUACAUACCCUCAUCCUCUUGACGUCGUUGUGCACCAUCUACUUCCGACUUCCAUAUCUACGACCACCUCUCAUGCCCUCCACUUUGUGUCCAAUUUCUUAACACACCUCUGGAGUCUUCUUUGCUGCAUGACCAACGAACAAAGCCAUUGCUUAAUUGAACGAUUGACAGCUCGAUCGAUAGACUUUUUUUUUUUUUCGCCUUCUCGCCAUCCUAAUCUUGCGUUCCAACUUUCAG
Aspergillus homomorphus CBS 101889 is the source of this 2047-nucleotide messenger RNA. Its product is annotated as DnaJ and TPR domain protein. The record is from RefSeq and is a predicted model, not a curated record. The transcript has 3 exons. Gene Ontology annotation, molecular function: protein binding. The coding region runs from base 1 to 1626 and encodes 541 amino acids. NCBI's taxonomy places the organism in Eukaryota, Fungi, Ascomycota, Eurotiomycetes, Eurotiales, Aspergillaceae.